AUGAGCUCUCUGGUUUAUCCCAGCCUGGGCAUGAAGGACCGCAAAGCAGUGACCAUCCUGCACUACCCUGGGGUGGGCAUGAAUGUCAGCAAGGCCAGCACAGGACCCCACAUCACCAGUGCGGGCAUGAUGGCCCCCUCUGCGACCCCCCUGCCCUCAAAGCAGCCCUCCUUCACCCUGCCAACAGCCCCUCACCUGCUGGCCAGCAUGCAGCUGCAGAAACUCAACAGCCAGUACCAUGCCAUGGGGGUCUCUGGGCACCCAGCGGAGGCUGGGUCCAUCCAGAGCUGGGGCUUUGGAGCCCAGCCCCUGGGCCAAGGGGCACUGGCUCCCCCUGCCAGCACCCACAGCCCUAGCAUUAUUGAUUCCGAUCCAGUGGAUGAGGAGGUGCUGAUGUCACUGGUGGUGGAACUGGGCCUGGAUAGAGCUAACGAGCUGCCAGAGCUGUGGCUGGGCCAGAACGAGUUUGACUUUGCUGCAGAUUUCCCUUCCAGUCGCUGAUGCCAGACUGACCUUGACCACAGGCAACCCUGGCAGAGGACUUGAACUGGACAGCUGUCAAGGGCAGGCUAGCAUGAUGGACCUGCCCCUCCAGCCAACUGAGAGGCCUCUGGUCCUGGUUCCUACUGCAGCGGAGUCCCCCUCUGCAAGGCUGCACCCGUGCCAUUCAGGACAGUUCGGUGAAGCUGGAGAAACUACAGCACAGCUGGUGCUCCGUGGGGUGUUUUUUGGGCUGCGUGACCUAGUGCCUGGUGGGGUUGCACCUUGCUGUGGAGGGCUAGCAUCUCCUGCUGGAGGUGGGAUUUAGCCCCCAGGGCACCAUUCCCCAAACUGGUGCUGGAGAAGGAGGCGGACUGGCAGGUGAAUGUGGCAGGGCAGAAGCUGAAGACACAGGAAUGUCGGCUCAAGCAAAACAUACACCCCUGCUGUGGCCUGGGAAAGGGCUGCCCCCAAAGGGGUCCCUCACAGCUCCCAGGGACCAGAGCUGUCUGCCAUCCCUGCAGGGGGCCAGUGACUCACAGGGGAGACAGCUGGGGGCUAAGCACAGUACCUGGGGUGCUGGGACUGGGGGGAGACAAGGUCUGUUUUUGCAACAGCAUGGGGCUGCUCCUGUGUGGCUUUUCAAUAAAACCGGUGGAAGGAAUCAGCCUGCUGGGGCCUGGCUCCUAUCACCCCUUGUGCUGAUUUACA
Caretta caretta (loggerhead turtle) is the source of this 1191-nucleotide messenger RNA. It is a transcript of the gene CITED1, whose product is annotated as Cbp/p300 interacting transactivator with Glu/Asp rich carboxy-terminal domain 1. Gene Ontology annotation, biological process: melanocyte differentiation; regulation of DNA-templated transcription. Gene Ontology annotation, cellular component: nucleus. NCBI's taxonomy places the organism in Eukaryota, Metazoa, Chordata, Testudines, Cheloniidae. Gene Ontology annotation, molecular function: transcription coactivator activity. The record is from RefSeq and is a predicted model, not a curated record.